Anguilla anguilla (European eel) is the source of this 1210-nucleotide messenger RNA. RefSeq names its product cytosolic phospholipase A2 gamma-like. The transcript is spliced from 3 exons. Gene Ontology annotation, molecular function: calcium-dependent phospholipid binding; calcium ion binding. Gene Ontology annotation, biological process: glycerophospholipid catabolic process. Bases 9 to 458 code for a protein of 149 amino acids. The record is from RefSeq and is a predicted model, not a curated record. NCBI's taxonomy places the organism in Eukaryota, Metazoa, Chordata, Actinopteri, Anguilliformes, Anguillidae. Gene Ontology annotation, cellular component: nuclear envelope; cytosol; nucleoplasm.
CAGACGAUAUGCUGUCAGAUGAGCGCAGUUAUCUGGAAGACGCGGGGCUUGUGCUGAACUCUCCGUAUGUGGCUGCUCUUCGGCCUGAGAGGAAUGUGAAACUCAUCCUGUCCUUUGAUUUCAGUGCCGGGGAUCCAUUCAUGACUGUGGUUCAGGCUGCUGAACACUGCAAGCACACGGGCAUUCCCUUCCCCCCAGUGGAAGUUCCAGACGAAGACAGGAAACAUCCGAAGGACUUCUAUGUGUUCAAGAGUGAAAACACUCCCACUGUCAUCCACAUUCCACUCUUCAACAUGGUCAACUGCAAAGGAGAUGUCGAUAAGUGGAGGGAGACGUAUCCAACAUUCAGGCCAGCCUACGACAGAGAAACGAUGGAGGAAUUAAUACGGGUGUCGGGCCUGAAUGUGAUAAACAACAAGGAAAAAAUCUUUAAAGAAAUUGCAGCUUUGUGCAAGUGAAAAUCCAUCUAACAGGCCUCAGACAGGGAGGUACCCUAAUUUAAAAAUAAAGUUAAUAAAGUGAGAUCAAACUAAUUCAGAAUAUACAGCACCACCAUCUUUUGAUUCCACUCACUGUUUGUAAAAAAACAGCUAGCUGAGUAUCAGUGUUUAGCUGUUUAGCGAGUCAUCCCUCAUUCUCACAGGUGGUUUUUAGUCUUCUUGUCUUCCAAAUCCAAGUAGUCUUUACACUUCCUUCCCUGUCAGGUUGAUCCAUGAGUACAGAUGGAACACAGUGACAAAUUAAAUCGAUAGUCUGAAGAGAUUAUUUUUAAGUAUCUAAUAGCUUAAUUAAAGAUGGCAUCCUGCUGGCAAUCUAUUCUUUCUUUCUUAGCACUGGUGUCACUGUGUUUUAUUUAUAUUUACAACACAGUUUUUUCUUCAGAAUAUCAAGCAUUUGCAAGCAAGAACCUGAACAGUUGAAGUUCUUCACAAUCUUAAGUGAAAGUCUGGACCUAUGCUUUGCCCCUGAAACAUGUACCUGAAUUUCUUUCCUUGGGUGUGUUUAUUCAUUUGUGCGAUCCAUAGUCCUUGUUAGGGAAGAUUCUUUUCUACUGCUGUAUCUGACUUUGGAUUGUUACAUCUGACUGGAAGUGACUGCAUUUCCCUGUAAUCUUUCACAUUUGAUACUCAAUUAAUUGUAAUGGUCUGUGCAAGUCUAGCCUGGUAACUUCACAGAAGCACUCAUCAAGCGCUUGUGAGAUUUAAUCUGG